Aspergillus fumigatus Af293 is the source of this 1401-nucleotide messenger RNA. RefSeq names its product putative diaminopropionate ammonia-lyase. NCBI's taxonomy places the organism in Eukaryota, Fungi, Ascomycota, Eurotiomycetes, Eurotiales, Aspergillaceae. The record is from RefSeq and is a predicted model, not a curated record. The transcript has a single exon. Bases 1 to 1401 code for a protein of 466 amino acids.
AUGCAUAUCCUGCUUCAUUGUUGCAAAACCCUUUCCCCUGGCAAGAUGUCGCGUCGCCCAAUAUAUUUUAAUCCUUCGGCAGCGGACGAGCGCUGCGAUUUCUCGACCAUCCAUGGCCUCCGUCAUUUCCAUCACUCUCUCCCUGGCUACUGUCCAACGCCAUUAGUCUCACUUCCUGAGAUUGCCACCGAGCUAGGGGUCAAGGCAGUUUUCGUCAAGGACGAAAGUGACCGUUUCGGAUUACCUUCCUUUAAGGUUUUGGGCGCAUCAUGGGGAUGCUAUCGCUCUGUGGUGUCUCAUCUGGGAUUAUCACCGACUGUGGCUCUUGACGAUGUGAAGCAGCGACUCAAGGAAAGCCCCGUCACUCUUUUUGCAGCUACCGAAGGAAACCACGGACGAGCGGUCGCCUUUAUGGCACGGCAGUUCGGAGUAACGGCGCGAAUCUUCGUCCCCGCCUCGAUGGACGAGGAGACACGUAACCGGAUUGCAUCCGAAGGCGCUGAGGUAGCCAUUAGCGACGGCGACUACAAUCUUGCAGUCCAAGAGGCAUGGAUCGCAUCACAGAACGAUGGUGGACUACUCGUCCAAGACACCGCAUUCGAUGGAUAUGAGGAGGUCCCGGCAUGGAUUGUGGAGGGCUACUCAACAAUGAUGACGGAGAUCGAUGAACAGCUAAGCCAGCUUGGUCUGCAAAGCACUCUGACUGUUACUCCCGUGGGAGUUGGAAGCCUGGGGCAUGCCGUAGUCAGGCAUUGCAAGUCUCGGACGACCCCAAUUGCUGUCGUGGCUGUUGAGCCGGACAGCGGACCGUGUCUGAUCAGCAGCCUAGAGGCCGGCACGAUGGUCUCAGUCACGUCUUCCGAAACGAUCAUGAAUGGAAUGAAUUGCGGCACGGUAUCAGCCACCGCGUGGCCCGAUCUGCAGCGAGCGGUGGAUGCUGCAGUCACCGUUUCAUCGUAUGAGAGUCACUGCGCGGUGCAGUAUUUGGCAUCUCACAGCGUCCGCGCAGGCCCUUGUGGCGGAGCAUCUUUAGCUGCAAUCCGGCGGUUGCGAGCAUCAGGCCAGGCCGCAUCAUUACUACAUAGGGACGCUGUGGUGGUACUCCUCUGCACUGAAGGUGCCCGUCCAUAUCCCAUUCCCCGCGAUGUGGCCGUUGAGGACGUUGUGGGUUUGACGCAAGUCCUAACACAGAUCGACUCAUCCAACCCUACACUCUCUGUAGCUGACGGUGUGGGAGAGACCGAGAUCGCCAACUAUCUGGCUGCGUGGCUCGCUCAUCGUGGGAUAGAGUAUCAUCGCGUCGAGCCGGUAGCCGGUCGGCCAUCCAUCGUCGGCGUAUUCCGUGGGAGCGGCGGUGGUCAAUCGCUGAUGUUCAACGGCCAUAUUGACACUGUCAGCUAG